UUAGGGACUUUUUUUUCUGAGGCUUUUUUCCUAUUAAUGUUAUGUAAGAUUAGAUUUAAUAUCUUGUUGCUUUUUCUUUCCCAGAGCAAUUCUUUCCCAAUUCAGUAUUCUCUGGUGGCUGAGCUCACUAGUAUUACUUGCUCUACUUGCUCUCAAUGGGAUUUGUUCCUAAAGUAAUUUCUCCUCUGCAGAUUAUGGAUGGGCAACAUCAACCCCGUUUUCAUUUUCAGAAAGGUGAGAAGGGAGGAGAGAAAGAAAUGUAUCAAAUUCUUAGGUUUGUUUGUUUGCGUUUUUUUUUUUCUUUUUUUGAGGUGGGGGGAGGGGGAGAGGCGGAAAUACCACCAACAAUUUUUGGUCCACCCCUUAAAAAUGUAUAUUUAAAGGCACUUAAUGGUAUUAGAUGAGCAGUUUCAUGUCCCAGCAAAAGUUGGUAACCAUGGCUGAGGAGAAUAAAGCCUUUGUAGAUGAAAUAAAUAAAGCACUGGCAAAGUCUGAAGGGUUUACCCUGAAGGAUCUGCUGUUCUCCUACCGGGGGACUCCUUAUCCAGUCACAGUGUGCAGCGCAGAGACAUUCCAAGCCCUGGAGAACCUGGAAGCCAGAAGAGAUGAUAUGGUGCUGGUGUCUUACCCCAAAUGCGGUGUGAAUUGGCUUAUCCAGAUUUUAAAUGAUUUGAUAUUUACAACUAUUCAGAGUAAACCUGUAAGCACAGAGCUACCAUUUAUUGAAUGUGGAGAUCCAGAUAAAUAUCAGAGGAUGAAGCAGAUUCCAUCUCCAAGGAUUUUGGCAACACAUCUGAAUUAUGAUUUCCUCCCCAAGUCUAUUUUCAAGAACAAAGCCAAGAUACUAGUGUUGUUUCGAAACCCUAAAGAUACAGCUGUUUCAUUUUUCCAUUUCCACAAGAAUGUGCCAAGUGUCCCCAGUUACAGCUCCUGGGAUGAGUUCUUCUCAGAGUUCAUGAAUGGGAAAGUUGGCUGGGGAUCUUAUUUUGACCAUGCAGUCACCUGGAACAAACACAUUGACGAUGAGAACACUAUGAUUGUAAUAUAUGAAGACCUGAAAGAGAAUCUGGCUUCUGGUGUAAAGCAAAUAGCAGAAUUCUUUGGAUUCUCCCCAACAGCAGAGCAGAUCCAGUCCAUUGCAGACAGGGCUACUUUCCAGGCAGUGAAGAACAAGGCUCAGGAGACUCAUGGUGCUGUUGGCACAGUUCUUUUCCGCAAAGGUGUUGUUGGGGACUGGAAAAAUCUUUUCACUGAAGCUCAGAAUCAGGAAAUGGAUGCCAAAUUCAAAGUAUGCUUAGAAGGAACCAAGCUGGGAGCAAAGCUAAAAUAUGAUGUGUACUGCAAGGCCUGAGCUUCUGCUAUGGAGAAGUCUAAUAUCUAGGCUGCUUUUUGUUCACUUUCAUGUAAUCAAAGAGAAAUUAGAACAAUACCUGUUUUAUAAUUUAUAUGUAGUAGUUGAACCUGCGGAAAUCACUGGAAAUGUGUUUGGUAGGUUGGAAGUGGCCUUCCAUGAGAUUUUUUAAGCCAAUCAUUAGGUGUCUUCUUGAUUUUCAGAUUUGGAAAUGUGUAAUAUUUUGGUUUAAAAUGAAAUUUCAGAAGGGUUUUUUUUGUUGUUAUCACUUUCUCUGUAAGAUAGAAAGUUUCCACCUCUUUUGGCAUGAAUAUUUUUCAUUGCUUUGGAAUGAAAAACAAUGAAUGUUAGUGGAAGUUCUAAUUCUGAGUAAUUGAAGGAAUUGUCCUGGGCAGAAGUUGCUCAUGGAGGUUGGAAUGAGGAUUGAAGAGCAAAGUACACACACAAAACCAAACCAAAUUAGAAUGAAUUGUGUUAAUACCAAAGAAGUGAAGUUGAUGAAGCUUUUCAAACUAAUUCCAAGAUCCAUAUAAGUGGAAAAUACAGCUGUGUUCCUUAUGUAUUUGCUUCAGCUGUAAUAGGCCCUACUGGAACAGUAGGUCAGUGUCAUUGCUAAGAAAUAUAUACAAAGGAAAUUCAAAAGACUGAUUGAGGAUGAUGUUGAAAAAGGAAUACCAAUCUCUAGUAAAGUAGGUUGCAUGAAUUGCUUGACCAAUAAUAGCCAGUCUAUCUGCUUAAACUGCCAUCUUUUUCCAUUUAGGAUUUUACUGAAAUAUUCCAGGACAGUUAAAGAGAAAAUUCUGUAUCAAGAUGCUAAAUAGACUACUUUUAUGUUUUUACACCUUUAGAUCAGCAAGGUUAUUUAAGCUGAGGUUGCUUAGCCACAUGAAGUAAUAUUUUAUGGAUGACAUUCUUACAUCAAUAAUCUGCAGACUCUUCUCGGCACGUACGCACAUACUCAGUGAUUACCAGCUAAGAAUGAGCAUUAAAGCAUGUUGAAUAUAAAA
This is a messenger RNA of Phasianus colchicus (ring-necked pheasant), 2358 nucleotides long. It is a transcript of the gene SULT6B1, whose product is annotated as sulfotransferase family 6B member 1. The record is from RefSeq and is a predicted model, not a curated record. Gene Ontology annotation, molecular function: sulfotransferase activity. Lineage: Eukaryota; Metazoa; Chordata; Aves; Galliformes; Phasianidae.